Melospiza melodia melodia is the source of this 3056-nucleotide messenger RNA. It is a transcript of the gene GPR22, whose product is annotated as G protein-coupled receptor 22. Gene Ontology annotation, molecular function: G protein-coupled receptor activity; peptide binding. The record is from RefSeq and is a predicted model, not a curated record. Gene Ontology annotation, biological process: cellular response to hormone stimulus; G protein-coupled receptor signaling pathway. Gene Ontology annotation, cellular component: plasma membrane. Bases 1472 to 2773 code for a protein of 433 amino acids. Lineage: Eukaryota; Metazoa; Chordata; Aves; Passeriformes; Passerellidae. The transcript has 3 exons.
GUCAUUCUGCAAAAGCUGCCCAUCGCAAGCUUUCCUCUCAGAAGCACUGCUCUUCUUUUUUAGAAAGCCUGAAUCUCCGUGGUGUCUCUGGAGACAAGAAGCCUUCAGUAUGUUAAAUUACUUUCAUUAUGUAUUUUCAGAUGCUUAUUGAUUCUACCGUAGGAAGAGUGGGAGACUGCAGCAGCCUGUAAACCAGAACUAAAGCAAUUGUAUACAUGAGCAGUAUGCUGAAACAAUGGCACAGUACAGGCACAAAUUUUCAUUAAGGUCAUUUUUUGAAGAUAUGCUUAUUACCCUGUUUCCCUUCUACUCUGCUAACAAGUGAACAAAAUGAAUCCCUCCAACCUGGAACUGCUUCACCUGCAUCGAGAAUUUACCAAAUCUUUAGUGGAGGGCAUGCAGCAACUAAUUCAGUUUUACUACUGACAAUAUGAAGAAUGCAGUUGACCGGGUAUCUUUGUAGCUGUAUGACCUACGAGCAGCAGGAUGCAUCCCUAAAAUGUAUUCUUAGGACAUAAAGGAAUUAAAAACAAAACAUGGAACACACUUGCAUUACCAUUUCCGUGCAUGACACUUCAACAAUAUACAUGGAAGACUAACACAUCUGCUCAGAUUUUCAUUAAAAGAAGAGUGCAAUGAUUGAUUCUUAAAAUGGUGAGCAUUUCUUAAAGAGGGAUUUAUAAUUUAAAACCAGAAUUGUGGAAACUACUGAUGCAUGAAGAGACAAUGAAACAUGAAAUCCCAAAAGGAGAAUAUGCAUACUUCAUCAGCAAGCUGAAUAAAGGUUUAACCAAGCUUUUUCUAUACUACUCAUUAAAUAACUUACUUGUCAUAAUGACUAAUGGAUAUUUUUCUCUCAAUUUUAUGAUGUUAUGUAUUCUCCUUAAAUCAAAAUAAACCAAAUUAGGUAACCCAUGGUUACUCUCAAAGCACAUGAACUGGAUUUUAUGAUGUAUAGCAACUUCUUUCACUAAGCCAUCACUCAAAAGUAAUGAGCAGGAAUAUCACAGAAAGAAAUACGCAACCAUAAACUAAGGAUGUCUACACACACUCUGAAAACUGAAAUCAGAAAAUACUAUUCUCUAAACCUGGAAAAUAAAAACAGGCUUCUACAAAAUGCAUCAGGGGAACGAAAUUAACAUCACUUAAAAGAAGGUUUAUUUGUUAUUGCCGGCUUGAAACUCAGAACAGACACAGAAUAUGCCCUGGUCUGUAGAAGUAUCUGAGGCAAUUAAGCAGUCCCCAUGUUUAAUCAGAACUUUUUGCUGCUGAACUGCAGGAACAAAAAAAAGGAAAACAAAAAAACCUGCAAGAAAUGAAAUAAGAGCUCAGCUACCACUUGAUUUCCAGGGCACAGUGGGUGUCAGAAACCUCUCAGUGACAGCAUGUGCCGGUUUGUGCCCAGCUGCUGCCACGCUGUGCCAGGCCCCUGAGGCACAGGAACAGGAGAAAAACCAGCUGCAACAAAAGAAUGUGUUUGUCCCCCAUUCUGGAAGUCAACAUGCAGUCCGAAUCUAACAUUACAGUUCGAGAUGCCAUUGAUGACAUCGAUACCAACAUGUACCAACCACUGUCAUAUCCAUUAAGCUUUCAAGUUUCUCUCACUGGAUUUUUGAUGUUAGAAAUUGUUUUGGGACUUGGCAGCAACCUCACCGUUCUGGUACUUUACUGUAUGAAAUCCAACUUAAUCAAUUCUGUCAGUAACAUAAUUACAAUGAACCUUCAUGUACUUGAUGUAAUAAUUUGUGUGGGAUGUAUUCCUCUAACUAUAGUUAUCCUUCUGCUUUCACUGGAGAGUAACACUGCUCUCAUCUGCUGCUUCCAUGAGGCUUGUGUCUCUUUUGCAAGUGUUUCCACUGCAAUCAACGUCUUCGCUAUCACGCUGGACCGAUACGACAUCUCUGUAAAACCUGCUAAUCGAAUCCUGACCAUGGGAAGGGCUGUGAUAUUAAUGACAUCAAUAUGGAUCAUUUCACUGUUUUCCUUCCUGAUUCCUUUCAUUGAAGUCAACUUCUUCAGUCUCCAAAGCGCAAGCACUUGGGAAAAUAAGACACUUCUGUGCGUGAGUACAAACGAGUACCACACUGAGCUAGGAAUGUACUACCACAUUCUCGUUCAGAUCCCAAUAUUUUUCUUCACUGUUGUAGUAAUGCUAAUUACAUACACCAAAAUACUCCAGGCCCUAAAUAUUCGGAUUGGUACAAGAUUUACAACAGGACAAAAGAAGAAAAACAGAAAGAAAAAAACCAUUUCUUUGACCACGCAGCAUGAGACUACGGAUAUGUCCCACAGCAGCGCAGGAAAAAACGUCGUCUUUGGCGUAAGGACUUCCGUGUCCGUCAUAAUUGCCCUGCGCCGAGCUGUGAAACGGCACCGGGAGCGGCGAGAACGGCAGAAGAGAGUCUUCAGAAUGUCCCUUCUGAUCAUCUCCACCUUCCUUCUCUGCUGGACACCCAUCUCUGUUUUAAACACCACUAUCUUAUGUUUGGGCCCAAGUGACCUUUUGGUAAAGUUGAGAUUAUGUUUUCUAGUAAUGGCAUAUGGAACAACAAUAUUUCACCCUCUACUUUACGCAUUCACGAGGCAAAAGUUUCAGAAAGUUCUGAAAAGUAAGAUGAAAAAGCGAGUUGUUUCAAUAGUGGAAGCAGAUCCCAUGCCAAAUAACGCUGUAAUACACAACUCAUGGAUAGAGCCUAAAAGGAACAAAAAGAUUACCUUUGAAGACAGCGAAGUAAGACAGAAAUGUUUAGUACCUCAGGUUGUCACUGACUAGAUUUCAGUAUUCACCAAAACACAUCAAACGGAAUAUUUGAACAAAUUGUAAAAAAAAAAUACUGCCAAAUAAGAAAAACUUUUUUAACUAUUGGCAAGACUGUAUAUUUUCAAUAUAUAUGUUAAAUAGAGUAGGUCUUGUAUAUUCAAUUUCUUCAUUAUGUAAGAUAUAUGUUGCAUGGCUGUUUGUUAGCGUAACACCAUGUGUAUAUUUGUCAAAAAUAUUCAACUCCUCUUUUUUUAGAAAAUAAAUAGCCUUAAAGAAGUGCAAACUUUUAAAAAUA